Messenger RNA from Esox lucius (northern pike), 2031 nucleotides. It is a transcript of the gene sh2d5, whose product is annotated as SH2 domain containing 5. Gene Ontology annotation, cellular component: postsynaptic density. The coding region runs from base 448 to 1668 and encodes 406 amino acids. The transcript is spliced from 11 exons. Lineage: Eukaryota; Metazoa; Chordata; Actinopteri; Esociformes; Esocidae. The record is from RefSeq and is a predicted model, not a curated record.
AUUUUAACCAGUUGGACCUACCGCAAAACUAUCUAGAAAUGGCAUUUGGGAGACACAAACUUGCAUUCAGUCCUCUGGCAACGGCUCUAAUUUUGAACCUUCAGUCAGUAUGCCAACAAUUUGAGAUCUGUGACAAAACUUGCAUAUUUUACUGUAGUGGGCAUUUACUGUCCCAAACAACCUGUACAUGUGUAAUGAUGAUGUUGUUUGAACCGUUUGUUGAUAUGCUACACCUGGGUGGAUGGAUACUCUUGGUAACAUGUUUGGAAACACUCGUGGGCGUCAACUUGGUAAGGUGAGGCAACUUAACUGGAAGGGGAAAUCAGAGUUCCUAAGGACUGUGCAGGUCCGGAAUAGACUACUGUGGAGGUGAAACUACGUUGCUGUGGAAAUAAUAAACUCAGGGGAACUCUUCCAAAAACAGCAGGAUUCUAAAGAGUGAGAAGAAUGGGUGAGACAAUGGUCAGGGAGGAUGGCACAGUUACCAGGUCAGCUGAGUAUGUUGGGUCCUUUCCUGUGGAUGACUGCUGCUUGGAUGAUCAGAUUCAACAGUUACACAAACACCUCAAGGCUCUGAAAGCAUGCAACAGAAGGAGGUCUGUGUCCCUGAAAUUUUCUAUCAAAGGGGUGAAGAUAUAUGAUGAAGAUGAGACGACCCUCCUCAUGGCCCACGCUCUACGAAGGGUCUCUCUUUCCACUGCCCGCCCCUCAGAUGCCCAGUUUGCCUUUGUUUCCCACAACCCACGCAGCCCUGACACCCAACUAUUUUGCCACCUUUUCAAGGCUAGACAUUCCAGAGCAGCCCAGUUCCUGAACCUGUUGCUGAUCCGCUGUUUUCAGCUGUCUUACCUGGAGAAGCACCCAGAGGAGGCGCAGGAGGAGUCUUUCGGCCCACUACCCAGACGCGCCCCCUCCCUGCUUAACCAGGGCUUCCCACUCAGUGUCAGCGCCCUUGUGUCCUUCCGUAGAGCCCCAAAUCAGGGCUUGCUCCCAGGUGAAAAGGUCUUUCCAACAAAGAACAAUAAAACACCAACUAAGGAACAACCGAACAGCCAAGAGGAGGCCUUCACCGCCUCUCCAUCCUUGGUGCGAUCAAAAGCUAUCCGGAACAAAGUCCUGCGUUCGGGAGCCUAUCGCUCCUUCACUUACACCCCUCAUAAACAUCGUCAUCUCCAGGAUCAGCUAAACUCUCCUCAAGGGAAGGGGCAGGACAAACUGAAAGUGAGGAGAGCCCGGGCCCCCAGCCUUGCAGAAACAGAAGAAGCACUGGCUCAUGCAGUGUGGUGCUGGGCCGGCAUUGCCAUGGAAAGCAGCUCCCGCCUGCUUGAAGAGGAUGUCCUCGGGUCAUACCUGCUAUGUCCCCAUCCUAAGCGACCAGGUUGUGGCUCUCUCAGAAUUCGUUUUUCGUCUAGACUGGUCACAUACCAGAUACACAAUACUUCCAAUGGGAAAUGUAUGCUUGAGAACUGCCAUGAAGAAUUUAGGACCAUUGAUGCCCUAAUAGAGCACUACACAGUUGUCAAGGGGGAGCUGAACUGCCGGCUGAGUUGUGCCCGUGUGAACCACUGCUAUGAGUGGGAGGAGAGACUUGGCGUGGCACCCCCUUCAGCCCUAAAAGGCCCUAAAAGAGACACUGCAAAAUAUAGCCGGAGGAACCAGUGGGUUUGAAAGUAAUUAGGAUUGAUGGCUCUAUCCAAUUCUCUGAGACUUAAUUUCUUUUGUAAUUAAAUAUUUAUUAAUAACGAAUUAGCUGCUCAAGGCACAUAUGAUUUAGGGAUGUUUUAAUGUCUAAAUGGUCUGUAUUUUUAUAUUUGUCUGUUUAUAUUUGUCUGUUUUUGCUGCACUUAAAUCCCAGUUGUAUAAUUUUAAACUGUAUAUAUUUUGUAUUGCUAACUUACGGUUUCUUUUUUAUACCUCGACAAUACCUCGUAGCUGUCUGUUUAAAUGUUUUUUUAUCCAUCUUUUUAAGAUGUCCUGUGAGAAUUAGCAUUUUUUUCAUUAGGAUUACAAAUAAAUGUAAUUACUUGCUGA